AUGGAACCGCGCGUGAUAGCCCUCAAGCCGAAGUACGGUGGCUUCGGAGCAGCAGCAGAACUGAACCACACCGUAUCGCCUGCCGGUGGUGGCACCGGAGUAAGCGAGAGCACCGACCCAAACGCCAGCAACCGGCAACAUAACCUUCCCAGCUCCAACACCACCGACACGGACAGGAGCGCCCUGGGCAGUGUCACGAGCAUGGACUCGAUGAAUAAUGUAGUGACAACGACCACCACCGUGACCGCCAUCGCCAGCACUGUGCAUCAGCUCGUUCCAGCACCGUCAGCAGCAGCAGCAACAGCAACAGCAGCUGCAGCAGCAGCAGCAGCAGUGAAUGGUGGCAAAGUAGCGCCACCGGCAUUCUCACGGCUACCACCGGAUGGGCAUGAGUUCCCGCCAAACUUCACCGAACCAUCCGCUGCCACGACGACCGCGAACGGCGGCACCAACGGGAACACCGUGGCCGCGAUGACAAUUAUGAACGGUGGCGUGACCGCACCGGUUCUCGUCAAAUCGAACGACAAACAUUCCAGUUUCAACGAUGAUCUGCCCGAUCUGCCGAAAGGACAUCCACCACCGGUUCCACGUAAGCUAUCGGUCUCAAACCCGCCCGGUAGCGAUGGAUUCCGCCACAAACCGCCACCUUUCCCGAGCCGUAGCUCCUCGAUCGCUGAGUCGAUGCUCAGUCGUAAGGAUCUUCCGCAGGCGUACCAAUCGCUACAGAGCGUGUUCGAACAGCGGCGCCGAUCGGUGGAUGUGCCUGAUCAUGGACACCAUGGAAAGCAACCGGUAGCACCACCUGGACGAGUGUCCUUGGUCGGUUCUAAUUGGCGCAAGGACGAGAAGUCGGAAAAAAGCGUUCGGGAUAAGAUCGCGAUGUUCUCCAGUGCGGCGACUGAUUGUGACGGAACCGCACCGGUGGUCGUAUCGACGGUGACUGUUGGGCGUAAGUUUAGCAAAGAUUUCACCAAGAGCUCGGAGAACUUGCUCGGUUCGGCUGGAAGUCCGCGAGAUGCUGGCGCUAAGAAGGUGAGCGAUACGAUUGAGGCGUACGCGACGCUACGAAAGAAGGCGCAUAGUGUCGAACACCUGGAUGAGGUUGAUCGUGGUUUACCCAUGCCGUCACCAGCGAUCAACGAGACACCGUAUAAGGCUAAGUUUAGUCUAGAAACCUCGAAACCGGUCGUACUUGGGAAGGCAUACAGCGUCGAGAACUUAAACCCACUGAAUCGCGCAGAAUCUGGGAAGCACGCUGGAAGUACUGCUGCAGCUAGUGUCGUGGAUGGCUCCAAGGUGCUUGCACGCACCAUUAGCUUCUCGGGAUACGCCGGAAACGGACACAGUUUGGCCACGAUCUCGAGCUCGACUGGUGGUAGUAAUGGUUCACUGGCCAGCCCGAAUAACAACGCAUCCGGCACGGAUGAACGCUGGAAGUCGUCCAUUUCGAACCUGCUGGAGCAGCGCAAGAAGUCGAUGUCGAAGCUGCGCGGGCUCGUGAUCCCGGAGAAAGUGCCCGAAGCGGAAGUGCUGUCCGAUUCCCGUCUCAUCGGUCUGCCGAUCAUCAAGAGCAAGGACUCGGAGAUUAUCCUUUCGUCGAGUGUCAUCUCUAAGCCGCCUGAACUAAACGGUAGCUCACUGUCGUACAACCGGAAGACGAGCACACUCCCGAUGCCACCCAAAACCAGCAUCAGCUCGAUGACGGGAUCUUCCACGAGAUCCAGCGAACAAACACCCGUGCAAGAGGUGGCCUCAUUCCGGGCUACUUCCCGGCUUCUGACGAGCAACACCGCUUCCAUGGCGGCUGAUGUGAAAACUUCGGAAUCGGAAUCAGAAAUGGGCACCUUCCGGAAGCCACUACCCCCGAUGCCACCAGCGAAACCACCCCGGACGUCACUCGUGUACCCACCCAAGAGUGGUUCAACUGAUUGCCUCCGCAGCACGGAGGACGAAAGCGAUGACAGUGACUCGGUGUUGAGCUCACGUGUGUCCUCACCACCGGUGUCACCGGUGGCACCAACACCGGUAGAGAAGUACGCCCUCACGAGGACACUCAGCUCGGAAACGAACACCUCGAUCACGAGCUCUAACUCGACGCUUACGUCCAGCUCGGGUUCACAGGCCAGCUGCAGCUCGGUUGGUAGCACACCGACCGUCGACAUUAGCCGGAAGCUCUCGAAAUCGUCCUCUUCCGAGGCGUCUAUGAAUCGGAAGAAUGUGCUCGCCUCAGCCAAGUGCCGGAAUGGGCGUGGUGAUCUGAAGAUCGAGGAUGCCGGUGGUUUCGGUGGGUUGAAAUCGAAGCGCUAUGAAGAUGGAGACAGUACCGAUGGGUAUGAGGAAGAGGAACGCCGUAAAUCGAAAUCCAAACCCCGAGGAUCACUCUCGAAUGGGUCAGCGAAUGGUUCCAGUGGAAAACCUGCUGCGUUUGAGCCCGAAAAGAAGGAGCUGACACACUAUAAGGUCGUCGAUAAGACCUCCAACAUCGUCGAUAAGGUGGUAAAGGUCGCGUCCUACGUCGAGGUGGUGUCUGACCUAGAGGACAACACGGUCGUUGAAGAUCCGAUCAUCGUUGCCGCUGCAAAACCACUUCCGGUCGUAGAAAAACCACUCCCAGCAGUGCCUCUCGAACAACCGAAAGCAACCACACGCACCACGGACGCUCCGAACGCGUCCAUGUCGGAUCUUGCCAAAUGGGUGCGCCAUGAAGCCGCUCGAACCAUCUCCCACAAGGACAUCGGUGAAGUAACCUCAACGAUCCCGGUACUGCGCACGGAAAAGAAACCCAUUUCACCACCGGUCGCGGCAAGAACCAACGCUCCGGAAACGGUUCCCGUCCCUGUACGACGUGAGCUACGUUCGUCGGUGGAAUCGAAGAAGCUAAACCUUGCGGAAAUUCGUAAGUCAUUCGAAUCGAAGUCCGCCAACAGCACCGUCGUUCCGGCACCCGUCAAGCAACCGCCGAAGGAGACCGUCACGACACCGGCACCGGUUGUACCACCGACGGUCACACCGGUACACGCCACACCAAAAAGCCAAGCGAACGGUCACGAUCGGUUCUCGUCCUGGGACUCGCUGGCGUCCUCAUCCUCCGGUGUUUCGUCCCUGCAAACCAACAGCCUGGGAUUGGGAAAUGCCGCCCCGAACUGUUCCGGAUCGUCACAGACGCUGCAGAGUACGCCCUCGGAUUAUGGAAGCUUCUCGUCGCUUGGUAGUAGCCACAGUUUGAUUACACCACAAGACCUGCAGCUGAUCAUCGAAGAGGCUGAUCCACCGCUUGCAACACCGGAAGCGUUCGUCGUUGUGUUGCAGCGUGAAACCCCGGAAAGUAGCAUCGGAAUCACGCUAGCCGGUGGUUCUGAUUAUGAAGCCAAGGAAAUCACGAUUCACAAAAUUCUCACCAACUCGCCCGCGGAUCGUGAUGGGCGGUUGAAGAAGGGCGAUCGUAUCCUUUCGAUCAAUGGCCUCAGCAUGCGAGGUCUCACCCAUCGGGAGUCUCUCAGUGUACUUAAGACACCACGACCAGAAGUCGUCAUGGUGAUCACCCGAUCAAAGUCCCUGGUGAUGGACGCGCUGGCGAAGCUGAAACGACCAUCAAUGGGCUCACUGAGCUCGCUGGCGGAGAAAAGCGAACUUACCUCGGAGUACGAGCGCAAGAUGAAGAUCCAGCACAAAGCAUCCCGUUCGCUGGAUCUCGAUCAUCUCGAUGUGGCCUCGAACGAAGCUGAAAGUGUGUUCGAUGGUACCGCCUCCGAGGAUGGUCUGCUGUCAGCGGAUGACGUUUCCAAAUGUUCCUCUAGCAAUGCCAACGAAAACGCUAGCUCCUUCGUGGUCGCCGAAGCCCCGGAAGGUUGUCGCAUGGUAGAAAUCAACAAAGAUGGCGCUGGUCUCGGUUUCUCGAUCGAAGGUGGCUUUGAUUCACCAACCGGCAACAAACCGUUGAUAAUCAAGAAAAUUUUCAUGGGUGGUGCCGCUGAAAAGUCCGGCAUAUUGCGCGCCGGCGAGGAGAUUGUUGCCAUUAAUGAUGUCUCGAUUGCAAAAAUGACCCGGAUACAGGUGUGGAACAUGAUGAAGAAGCUCCCGAACGGCAGCGUAUGCCUUACGCUGAAGUAAAAGCCAUCGAACAAAAACGCUCCAGGAGGGGGCUCCUUUAGAGAAAAGGGAUCCGCUAGUUUUGUGACGGCAUGCACCGGAACUUCCGGGCGGUCAGCACCUGUACACAGUUAACUAAACAUCCGCUACACGUAUACAUACACGAACAAAAAAACACACACACAUAUGCAUAUAUCUAUUAUACCUUAUUUUAUUGUGUAGACUUUACGCGAGUUUAACGUUUUGUUAUGUUUUCAAACAUUUUCUUUUAAAUCACCACCCGCAAUAUCCUUUCUUUUGCGUGAGAUCAAACGUGUAUUACACUACGUCUAACAGCGAACCUUUAGCAAGAUCACGGGAACGUUGCCAAAAAGAA
Molecule: messenger RNA, 4465 nt
Organism: Anopheles nili
Lineage: Eukaryota; Metazoa; Arthropoda; Insecta; Diptera; Culicidae
Gene: bbg
Exons: 9
Coding region: 1-4110 (1369 amino acids)
Molecular function (GO): protein binding
Source: RefSeq, a predicted model, not a curated record